UCCAUCCGAGAUUUCCCCGACUCGCCACGAAACCGCAGAAAGACAAAGACGGACAGCAACCACUGCGAGAGGCGUAAUACUAGUGCUCGCUUCUCCGCUCCUUCCACCUUGACUUGAUCUCGCCAUGGCCGCCACCGUCGCCGUGGAGAACCUGAACCCCAAGGUUUUGAAAUGUGAGUAUGCAGUCCGUGGAGAGAUUGUCAUCCAUGCUCAGCGCUUGCAGCAACAGCUACAGACUCAACCAGGAUCUCUACCUUUUGAUGAGAUCCUGUAUUGCAACAUUGGAAACCCACAGUCUCUUGGUCAGCAGCCAGUUACAUUCUUCAGGGAGGUUCUUGCGCUUUGUGAUCACCCAUACCUGUUGCAAAGAGAUGAAAUCAAAUCAUUGUUCAGUGCUGAUUCUAUUUCUCGGGCAAAGCAGAUUCUUGCCUCGAUUCCUGGAAAAGCAACAGGGGCAUACAGUCAUAGCCAGGGUAUCAAAGGACUUCGUGAUACAAUUGCUGCUGGGAUCACCUCACGAGAUGGAUUCCCUGCUAAUGCAGAUGACAUCUUUCUUACAGAUGGAGCAAGUCCGGGGUAUGAACUGUACAUUUCGUGUAUCAUAUUAUUGUUCCCUUGCCAGGUGCACUUGAUGAUGCAGUUACUGAUAAGGAAUGAGAAAGAUGGCAUUCUUGUUCCUAUUCCUCAGUAUCCCUUGUACUCGGCCUCCAUAGCUCUUCAUGGCGGAGCUCUCGUCCCAUAUUAUCUCAAUGAAUCGACAGGCUGGGGUUUGGAAAUCUCCGAUGUUAAGAAGCAACUAGAAGAUGCUCGGUCAAAAGGCAUCGAUGUUAGGGCUUUGGUGGUUAUCAAUCCAGGAAAUCCAACUGGACAGGUUCUUGCUGAGGAAAACCAAUAUGACAUAGUGAAGUUCUGCAAAAAUGAGGGUCUUGUUCUUCUGGCUGAUGAGGUAUACCAAGAGAAUAUCUAUGUUGACAAUAAGAAAUUUCAUUCUUUCAAGAAGAUAGUGAGAUCCUUGGGCUAUGGCGAGGAAGAUCUCCCUCUAGUAUCAUAUCAAUCUGUUUCUAAGGGAUAUUAUGGAGAGUGUGGUAAAAGAGGAGGUUACAUGGAGAUUACUGGCUUCAGUGCUCCGGUGAGAGAGCAGAUAUACAAGAUAGCAUCAGUGAACUUAUGUUCCAAUAUCUCUGGCCAGAUCCUUGCUAGUCUCGUCAUGAACCCACCAAAGGCUGGGGAUGAAUCAUUUGCUUCAUACAAGGCAGAAAAAGAUGGGAUCAUCGCGUCUUUAACUCGUCGUGCAAAGUCACUGGAGGAUGCAUUCAAUAAACUUGAUGGAAUUACAUGCAACGAAGCUGAAGGAGCAAUGUACCUCUUCCCUCAGCUUAGUCUCCCACAGAAGGCAAUUCAGGCUGCGAAAGCUGCUAACAAAGCGCCUGAUGCAUUCUAUGCUCUUCGUCUCCUCGAGUCAACUGGAAUUGUUGUUGUCCCUGGAUCUGGGUUUGGCCAGGUUCCUGGCACAUGGCACUUCAGAUGCACAAUCCUUCCUCAGGAGGAGAAGAUCCCGGCAAUCAUCUCUCGCUUCAAGGUGUUCCAUGAGGCCUUCAUGGCGGAGUACCACGACUAAACUGCUCUUGUGCUGUACCAUACAGGACCUUCAUGGAUUUUAUUAUAUAGUCAUUUCGCCCUCUUGACAGCAGCAUCCUGUAGAAUAAACAAAAUAAAGCUAAGCCAUGGCGUCCUUUUUGUGUGUGAUAAAUAUGAGUUAACUGAAACAGAGGCCAGUCUGAUGCUUUUGAUGGCAAAUUGGCAACUGAGGAAAGUUUUAUUUCCCUUCU
Lolium rigidum is the source of this 1829-nucleotide messenger RNA. Its product is annotated as alanine aminotransferase 2-like. Gene Ontology annotation, molecular function: L-alanine:2-oxoglutarate transaminase activity; pyridoxal phosphate binding. The transcript has 15 exons. Gene Ontology annotation, biological process: biosynthetic process. NCBI's taxonomy places the organism in Eukaryota, Viridiplantae, Streptophyta, Magnoliopsida, Poales, Poaceae. The coding region runs from base 125 to 1618 and encodes 497 amino acids. The record is from RefSeq and is a predicted model, not a curated record.